GAAACCUUUUUUGUUCAUUCUUUGUUUGUUCUUGGUGUUAAAUCUUGAACAAUAAUACUUAAAAUGUAUUACAUUUCACGCUUUAAACUUCCAAUCAAUCAUUUUAUUCUCUUAAAAUACUCUUGUGAUAUUAAACCUGUAUAAAUAGGUAAAUUUAUUGUUAAUCUUUGAUUGUCAUGAUAUUUAAAAUUUCCUCUCUUCUUUAUGUUGCCUAAUGACAUUUAAUACUCUUUAAGCUUGUGAUACUUGUUUUUUGAUUCACCCUUCUGUUCACUAGUUCUUAACAUAUGUAAUAUUGAUAUUUGGAAAAUAUAAAGAAAUGUUAAAUAAAGUUGCGAAGAUUAUUGCUCUCUGUCGAUUUAUAUCAGCUUCAGCUUUUCCUUUUUUCAGAGAAAAUGUUACGACGGAGUAAAGUUGCUGGUUUUAUCCUUCUCAUAACCUUUCUCUUCUCUCUCUAUAUAUACAAACUACAGUCUAGUAUCCUGGACCAUUUACCCACAGACUUCUCAACUUUCGACAACGUAAAGGGGUCGAAAAAACUUAUUGUGCCAAAUAUUAUUCAUUUUAUUCAUUUUGAUUCUAGAACUAUUAAUUUUGUGACAUUUAUCUGCAUGCUGUCAGCCUGGUAUAAUCAUAAACCCUCCAAGAUCUACCUUCAUACCAAUCUAAAUCUGAACCCUAGAGAGUCGAGAUAUCUAUGGGUUCUACAAUCCGUCCUAGGGGGUAAUCUGAAGAUCCACGAGGUUCAGAAACCAACUCAUGUGUUCGGACAGAAAUUAUCUUCUGUUCAGCACGCUUCAGAUGUUGCAAGGAUUAAAAUUCUCAUGAAGUAUGGCGGGAUAUAUUUAGACGAGGAUGUGUUUGUAGUGAAGAAUCUAAACGUGUACAGGCACUAUGAGUGUGCACUGGGCUGGCCGGAGAACCAGAAUAUGGGUAGUCAGGUUUUAUUUGCACACAAAGAUGCAAGAUUUCUCAAGCUAUGGCUUGAAUUAUACAGAGAGUACCGGCCAACCAUGUGGUAUUUCAAUGCUGGAGAAUCUCCGACCCAAAACAUCCUGAACCAACAACCUCAACUUGUUCACAGAGUUAAACUAGACUUCGGAGUAGAGAACUUAUCCCAGCAAAUCUAUAAGGAGAACUGGACAGGCUGGAUAAACAGGUACACCCUUCACCUCCUGAGUAACCACAAUUACCUUCAUAACACAACCUUGGACGAGGUUAACUACAGGACCUGCAACUGCACCUUCGCCACCCUGGCCAACCAGAUCCUCAGUAACCUCGAGGACGAGAAUAUCAAGCUUCAACAGAAACCAGAAAAACAAAGUGUUGGAAACACUUCUGAGUUUCAACAUGAGGUUAAACAUUAUCUCAAUUCUAACUCAACCUCCUUGCUGAAGAAAUACCUCAAUCUUGAAUUAUUUCACGACCUGGAGAAAGUAAGAACCAUCCCGUACGGAUCUUCGCUUAACGAUGUGAUCCGAACCGGAUUAAAAAAUCCGGAUUCUGCCGUCGGGAUCUUUGCCCCGGAUGCUGAUGCCUACCGAGCCUUUCGACGACUAUUUCUUCCAAUCAUUCUAGACUAUCAUAAACUAGUCAGGUUUGAAGCGCAACCGGAGAAAUUCUGGGGAAACCCUAAAGAAAUCGGAGAGUUUGAGGGGAACAACAUCUUGUCAACAAGGAUCAGGAUUGCGAGAUCAAUCAAGGGAUUCCCGUUUAACAAUAAAAUGGCUGAAAAGGAUCUGACAAGUCUUGAAUCCAAGGUUUCUAAAGUUCUACGGGAACAAUUCUCCGGAGAGUAUCUGAACCUAGCGGAGAUAUCACCGGAGGAUAAACAGAAACUCAAGGAACAACAUUUUCUCUUCGAAGAUUGUGAUAGGUUUGUAUUGGAAGCUGGUGGUUGUGUGAGUUGGCCCACUGGACGCGGUAUAUUCCUGAGUUCUGACCGUCAGCUUAUAGUUUGGGUCAAUGAGGAGGAUCAUCUCAGGGUUAUAUCACUAGAGAAGGGUGGAGAUCUUUCAAGUGUUUACUCCAGGUUGAUCUUGACUAUGAACAAACUGGAGAAGUUUCUUGAGUUUGAACAUGAUGAAGAGUUUGGUUAUUUAACCUUCUGUCCUACUAACAUCGGAACAACCCUUCGAGCCUCCGUCCAUCUCCGUUUCUCCGCCCUGACCUCUGAUGAGGUUGAAAGGUUGUCCUCGGAGCGAGGUCUCCAGGUUCGAGGAACCUCCGGAGAACAUUCUGAGGUGCGCGGAGGUGUUUAUGAUUUAUCGAACAGUAGAAGAUUAGGGCUAACCGAAUUCGAGGCUGUCAGUGAAAUGUUCACUGGUAUUCAGCAUUUUCUCCGAGAGGACAAAAGAGCUGAGGAUUCUCUCUAAUCAUCUCUGUGUUUAAAAAUGAAUGAUGGCUGAAGAGUGUAUCUUCGGAGAACGCGGGAAUAGAAAUAACAGGCAUUCUAAACCACAUCAAGAAAGAAAAAAAUAUUUCUUAUCACAGAAAUAAUUUGGAGAAAAAAACAUAUUUUUUUUUGAUAGGAAAAAAACUAAUGUUGAACCAGAAAAUUUUAUUUGAGAACCAUGCACGUCAAUCUCAGAAUAAACUUUAUCUCUAAUAAG
Eurytemora carolleeae is the source of this 2612-nucleotide messenger RNA. Its product is annotated as creatine kinase S-type, mitochondrial. Gene Ontology annotation, molecular function: creatine kinase activity. NCBI's taxonomy places the organism in Eukaryota, Metazoa, Arthropoda, Copepoda, Calanoida, Temoridae. The transcript is spliced from 9 exons. Gene Ontology annotation, biological process: phosphocreatine biosynthetic process. The coding region runs from base 396 to 2375 and encodes 659 amino acids. The record is from RefSeq and is a predicted model, not a curated record.